Messenger RNA from Camelus dromedarius (Arabian camel), 3056 nucleotides. RefSeq names its product lactate dehydrogenase D (gene LDHD). The record is from RefSeq and is a predicted model, not a curated record. NCBI's taxonomy places the organism in Eukaryota, Metazoa, Chordata, Mammalia, Artiodactyla, Camelidae. Gene Ontology annotation, molecular function: FAD binding; D-lactate dehydrogenase (NAD+) activity; D-lactate dehydrogenase (cytochrome) activity. The coding region runs from base 343 to 1620 and encodes 425 amino acids. Gene Ontology annotation, cellular component: mitochondrion. The transcript has 12 exons. Gene Ontology annotation, biological process: lactate catabolic process.
AAUCUGGCGGCUGUUCCCCAGGAAGGGGUACUGCUCCUGGGGGACGCAGCACCAGGCGACCUUGAGCAGAGGAUCACUGGGCUCCCCCUGUGUCAAGUGAAAGUGUUGAGUGAGAUGGGCCAAGGCCCCCACAGCUGCCACGAGUGGGGCUGGAGGAUGUUCACUGAACAGUUUGUGGACUCCAGGUGCCCCUCUGGGGCUCUGGGAAACACACACGUUUGAAAGAAUGACUGGGAGGGCAAGCUCAGCCAGGGCUUUGUGGAGGCUCUGAAGGCACUUGUGGGGAGCCCCCAUGUGUCUACUGCGGCUGCGGUCCGAGAGCAGCACGGGCACGAUGAGUCGAUGCACAGGUGCCAACCUCCGGAUGCUGUGGUGUGGCCCCAGAAUGUGGAGCAGGUCAGCCAGCUGGCAGCCCUCUGCUAUGGCCAUGGCGUGCCCAUCAUCCCAUUUGGCACAGGCACAGGGGUUGAGGGUGGAGUCUGCGCCGUGCAGGGCGGUGUCUGCAUCAACCUGACCCACAUGGACCGGAUCCUGGAGCUGAAUCCAGACGACUUCUCUGUGGUGGUGGAGCCAGGUGUCACGCGCAAAGCUCUCAACGCCCACCUGCGGGACAGCGGGCUCUGGUUCCCUGUGGACCCUGGUGCAGAUGCCUCUCUCUGCGGCAUGGUGGCCACGGGGGCCUCGGGCACCAACGCUGUGCACUAUGGCACCAUGCGGGACAAUGUGCUGAACCUGGAGGUGGUGCUGCCAGAUGGGCGGCUGCUUCACACUGCGGGGCCCGGCCGUUACUUCCGGAAGAGCGCUGCUGGCUACAACCUCACGGGGCUCUUUGUGGGCUCCGAGGGGACGCUGGGCCUCAUUACAGCUGCCACCCUUCGCCUGCAUCCUGCCCCGGAAGCCAUGGUGGCUGCCACCUGUGCUUUCCCCAGCAUCCAGGCGGCCGUGGACAGCACCGUACACAUCCUCCAAGCUGCAGUGCCUGUGGCCCGCAUUGAGUUCCUGGAUGAUGUCAUGAUGGAUGCCUGCAACAGGUACAGCAAGCUGAACUGCCGCGUGGCACCCACUCUCUUCCUGGAGUUCCACGGCUCCGAGCAGGCACUGGCAGAGCAAGUGCAACGCACAGAGGAGAUCACCCAGCACAAUGGAGCCUACCACUUCUCCUGGGCCAAGAAUGCUGAGGAGCGCAGCCGGCUCUGGGCGGCACGGCACAAUGCCUGGUACGCAGCCCUGUCCCUGCGGCCUGGCAGCAAGGGCUAUUCCACUGAUGUGUGUGUGCCCAUCUCACGGCUGCCGGAGAUCCUGGUACAGACCAAGGAAGACCUGAAGGCCUCAGGACUCACAGGAACCAUCACUGGGCAUGUGGGUGAUGGCAAUUUCCACUGCAUCCUGCUGGUAGACCCUGAGGACCCUGAGGAGCUCCUCAGGGUCAAGGCCUUUGCAGAACAGCUGGGCAGGCGGGCACUGGCACUCCACGGGACGUGUACCGGGGAACAUGGCAUUGGGCUGGGCAAGCGGCAGCUGCUGCAGGAAGAGGUGGGCGCCGUGGGCAUGGAGACCAUGCGGCAGCUCAAGGCCAUGCUGGAUCCCCGAGGCCUCAUGAACCCAGGCAAAGUGCUGUGAGGAGCUCUGAGCACCUGGCCCCCAGGCCCUCAGACAGUGGCACCUCCUGUUCUGGAAGCUCUUUUUACACCACAUAACAGUUCUGCCUUUGCCCAGACCCUGCGGGGGCCUUCGCCUGCCCAAGCAGCCCUUUUACUUGGAGAGGCCAGAGGGAGGAGAGAAGUCUGGAAGGCCAGCUCCUCCCAGGCCCACUUGCUGUCCUCAGGAGCCUUGGGUCCAGUAAAUGACUCAGGGUCAUUCCCAGCUUCACUGUUCUUGCACACGUCCUGUCCUGGCUGGGAGAGACUCCCCUCUUAGGAUGACUCCCCUCUGUCUCGGCCUCCCCAUUGCUGGGAGGAGUGAGUGACACAGCCUGGGGGACCCAAUACCUUUAGCCCUCUUCCUCCAUCUGCCUGGGACACUCCUUUGCUGAUGGGAGAAGUGACCUUCAAGUGGCUGCUACCAAUCACUGGCAAUGGAAGUGAUUCUCCUGGUACCACACCUCUCCAUGGUGUGAUGUAUUACACAACCAGCUUUUUUGCCCUCAACACCUGUACAGAGCACCUCGUCUGGGGCACAUGGCAGUUGUUCCCCUCUAAGCCCACGAGAGGGCACCCGACACCACAAAGCUCAGAUAGCACAGACUGCCUGGGCAGCGGUGCCCAGCACUUACCUCUGCACGGGUCUACAGCUCUCAGUCCUGGGCCCCCUACUUCUCAGGGUCUAGGAGGUGCCUGGUGUCCUGGAAACCAGUCUCUAAACUCUCUACCCGCUACAGGUCCCAGGACCCUAUAGCACAGGCCCGUCUCCCUCACUCUCUGACCUUGGCCCUUAGGAAAGGGGCUGAGUGAGGGAUGCUGGGGAGCCAGAGGCAUCUUCCACCUCCGCAUUCCCCGACUCUCCCCAGCCACCUCUGAGCCCCUUCCCUACCUCCACCCUCUCGGCCCCUCCCCACCUCUCCCCAUCAGCUGUUCAGGCCCCAGGGCGGAGGCAGCCCUCUGACUGGAGUCCCGGGAGUCCCAGUUGGUCAGUUCUUAGAACCCCUCUGUGCAAACACUGGGCUCCUCUGUGACGUCUCUGUCCCUUGGAUGGCAGCAGUAGCUGUGCAGUGGGUAGUGUGGGGCAAAUCUCCCAGGCCCUCCCCCCGAACCACCCAAUCUAACCAUCAGCCACGUGCAGUCUUGGAGACACAGCUCACCCGUGCCCUCCCCUCCACCCAGGUGCCACCUGCAGCCCUCCUGGGGCAGCAUUCUUCUUGGCAGGUUUCUCCCCUCCUGGGCAGGGCUCUUUGAUGUACCCCUCAAUGUCUGGCAACUAGUAGGUGCUCAGCAAGUGACCACUGCCCUGCAAUUCUUUAUUAAGAAAAAUUCAAAACAUACAGGAGAGUUGAAAGAACAAGUCCACCGUUCACUGAAAUACCAGCCACUGAAGAUUCAACAAUGAAUAUUUUUGCCUUA